AGCGUUGACGGGACUUGUUUGGGGUACAUAUAUCUGGCUCAAGUCGCUGUUCCGGAUAUGCCAGGUCCAACUUAUUACUUGAAUGGCAGUCUCCAACAAAAUCCUCAUGCCACUGGGCCAGCGCUCAUGAUAUCAUUAUGUCGAAGUCACCUAAAAGAGCUCGUGCUGUUGUGAUGACUUGCUUCCUUUCCUCCGUCCAUACUGGGCCCUGUGAUGCCCAGCUAUGCUCAAGCCCGAGUCUCAGAGGCCCUUGAUCUGAUCCACGCGGCAGCAUAUAACUGUGGCGUACUCCGUCCGGGGGAUUUAUAUCACGCACACAAACGUAGGACAAAUUUCAGCUCUUCCUUUUGGGUCAGCUCCUCCUUCCUAGCUGCUUUCUUGCCCCCGUCGGCUGUAAGCAGGGUCGGUAUGUCGGAAUUGGAGAACAUAUAUGGCGGGUUCUUCGUCGGACUGGUGCUGAAUGCGAUUUUCCACGGUUUUACUACCGUGCAGAUUUGGCUCUACUACCGCACGUACACAAACGACCGCAUCUGUGCCAAAUUAGUUGUCGGUUUCUUGUGGCUCCUCCAGACGUUCCAGGUGUCGAUUGCGACCUAUUCUUCGUACAGAUCCUUGGUGGGACAUUUCGGAGUUCUCAUGUCGCAUUCGUCAUGGAAAGUUCCUGUUGGCACUGACUCUGUUAUGUUCUGACUUGCCUUCCAAUAGGCACGAUGCUAUUUACGUGCCCAUUGCGGUGCCCACUUUCAAAUCAGCCAACGUCCCACUCGACUGACGUUAUCACUCGUUUACAGGUCAUCAGUUCCGCUAUUGUCCAAUU
Molecule: messenger RNA, 817 nt
Organism: Cantharellus anzutake
Lineage: Eukaryota; Fungi; Basidiomycota; Agaricomycetes; Cantharellales; Hydnaceae
Exons: 5
Coding region: 214-690 (158 amino acids)
Source: RefSeq, a predicted model, not a curated record